AUGACCCGGUUCAGAAAAACGGUUGUUCCUGCACGUCAGGCGUAUUUCAAAUUCGGCUAUUCCACUUUUGACACGGAGGUACGUUGGGUAGAUGAAACCGGGAUUGUGAAUAUGGAUCUUUAUACUACUACUCAGAUUCGCCUACACAAGAUGAUGAUUCGGUGGGAGGUGGGGAUAUUCUUCCGCUCUCUUCAAAAAUUUAUCCGAAAGAAAAGAGGUAGAUUCGAAAAUGAGAUACUUCCUAAUUCUUGGUCACAGGAACACCAGUUGAGAUUACGCAAGAAGGAAGGGCCGGGACAAGAGAUUUCGGUCCCCACACUUCUUCCACCCUCAACACCCUGUUGUCCUUGCAGUUCAUCAAGGGAUGGACUUCCUUUACUCGCUAGAUUCUAUUAUUUCCAUGCGCGAGCUAUUCCUCAUAGCCGACUCCUCCUCCUUCUUGAUAUCGAGGCUAGGGUAAUGAAUCAGUACGACUUUCGUGACUGCUUGGUAGCGAAUAGUACCCUAUGGCGUCAAGAUGCUGUCGGGUGCCUUCCAUUACAGGGCAUCCAGGAGUGCCGCUUCAUGACCGCAUUUAAGGCUCUCAUUCUAGCACUUUGGGUCUUGACUAGUUUCAGCCUUGUAAGACCAGUGCCCACUUCUGACUCGGGUCUCUACCAUACACCGCGGUCCGGGCCAAGAAGACUUUCUGAAGGAGGCCACCAUCUGGAGUACACUUGCAGACCUUCCGCGAGCCCCUUGUCUCAAAAAGACAGUCAAGAGAGGGAUCGCCCGGACUUGCAUAAGCUAUAUGAUUACUCACGGUUGACAAUAACGGAUACCUCAUCUCGACGCCCAUGGGGCAGCAAUUGUACGUGUGCUCACAAAUUGGUGGGAAUUCACCAGCCGCAUAGUUCGUCGAUCACCACUACGAAUAUGAUUCAAUACUACGUCGGGUAUGGUGAAGGGGGGAGCUGUACUUCGAUAACAUUGUGCUCUUCGCCCCGCUUGAAAGCCACGCAGGCAGACUAUGCAGAUGCUUGUCAAGUCCUAUUAGGCCAAGUGAAGAAGUUACUUGAGACUGGCCUCGCGAAACAAUACUCGGUUCAUACCCUACAAAUUCCCAGCUAUUCAGUUGAUAGGGGGGUUUCGCCAGAGGAAGAAGCGUUGCGAAACCUUCUCCCCCAGCUCGGUUGGCGAAAUGAUGGGACUCAGAUGCUGCACAUAUUGGGAGCACGGUUUGCAGAUUGGGAAUUCCUUUCUUACCUACUGUUCGAAUAUCAGAGCCAGUCGAAGCAGAGCGGACCCAAGCGCGCAGCAUGUGUGUUUUGUGCGAUAUGGCUUCCAGCCUGUGGAGCCUCUGAAAAUCUUGCUGUGUUUCCAAUGCUGCAACAAAAGAAUCAAGUCCCUAGGGCAAUUUCCCAGUCUGCGCUCGGAUUACCUGGCGGCGAUAUAAAGGUACGUCCGCCUGCGCACCAAUCAGCGGCCCGGGUCCUGCCUAAACAACAAUCGCCUCGCAAUCCAGAUAAGGUCAUCAACCAUUCGAUCAAUACCAUUCGCUGGCUCACUUGCGGUGUCACGCCCUCUUCCGCGCUUCGUACGGCUUGGGCGACGCUCAUUUCCUGGUACGUGGAUUCUCCAGGUGUAACACUUGGAGCUGUUAUGUCGUGUUAUCAAGCUCCCGUACCAGGAAUCGAGGACAACCGUCGACGAACUGUUGCAUCAAGUACAAGGACAGGCGAUGGAGAUGAUUCCGUUCGAGCAGUACGGCUUGCAGCAUGUUCGUCAAAUCAGUCAGGAGACCAAAUAUGCGAAAGCAUAGUUGAGAGCCUGGUCCUUGAAGACGGUCUAGAUGACCAAGAAACGGGUUCUGGCUCAGAGAACACAUAUGCCAUGAUGCUUACCUACCAAACAUGGGAGUCAAAGUUGGAAAUGCAGCUGAGCUUUGACUUGACCGUUGUCCAAAAAGAAGCUGCAGUACAGCUCCUUCAUCAACUGGAGCAUAUAUUAGGUCAAAUCGCCUCUGUUGGUAGACCGACAAACAUAGGCGAUCUCAGCAGAGUCAGCGAGCGUGACCUGCAUGACGUAUGGAAAUGGAAUGCAGCAAUGCCGGAGAGCAUUGACCUCAAGAAGGGUUUGUUCAUUGGUGAGGCACUCAAAGCUAGUGGUGUCGCCAAAGUUGAGAAAGUCCGAAGAGGGGAGCCUGAUAUCAGAGUUGGUGACCCCGGUAUCGGCAAAGGUACUGGCGCGUUGGUUUGGGUAGUCCCACCUCGUGCGCCUGACAAGUUGGCUGCCAUCGGAACCAUAGGAGAGUUGUGGAUUGGUGCAUUUGUCGAGGACCCCAAAUGGCUAUUGAAUGGAAUUCCUGGGCGAGGGCCUAGUCCCCGUGGACGACUCUACAGGACAGUCAUGAUCGGCAACGUAAUUGCGAGUGAAGGUGAGGUAUUCUGGAUGGUUAGCGACUCUCGUGGUGCCUGGCCUGGUGGUCCGUCAAUCCGGCCUUCGUAUACUCCGUACACCACUCUAAUAGAGCAAGAUGCGCUGCAUCGUCAUCCACAUCCAAAUGUCAAGGUACCUGAUACGCAACGCAAACUAAACACGAAAUCACGAAUGCAGGUACGACCCACAAGGCCGUCAGGGCUUAUGGGCCAGGCGGCAACGCUAAGGAUGUAUUAUAUCCAGAUGAAGCGCCACCUGGCGAUCCUCUUAGGCUCCUCCCUCUUAGAGACUCUCUGCCCCUCCAUCACUUUACCCCUCCAUCACUCUGCCACUUCAUACCGCGAUAUAUUGCAACUAGUUGUAAAAGCCUUGAAUAUCACACCCCACUCAUCAGAAAUAUACAACCCUUAA
Molecule: messenger RNA, 2829 nt
Organism: Lindgomyces ingoldianus
Lineage: Eukaryota; Fungi; Ascomycota; Dothideomycetes; Pleosporales; Lindgomycetaceae
Exons: 25
Coding region: 1-2829 (942 amino acids)
Source: RefSeq, a predicted model, not a curated record